Molecule: messenger RNA, 1366 nt
Organism: Camelina sativa (false flax)
Lineage: Eukaryota; Viridiplantae; Streptophyta; Magnoliopsida; Brassicales; Brassicaceae
Source: RefSeq, a predicted model, not a curated record
GAUUCUUCUUUGUGUUUCUAAUAGUUUCUUUUCCUUUCUCCUGUUGAAUCUCUCUCUGUUCCUGUUAUAGUUUUUUUAGUUAAGAUAUGUAGUUGUACACUCAUCAUAUCGUUUUCUUCGAUAUUUUUCUCGUUAAUUUGUGUGUCGUCGAUUAGGGUUUUACAAAAUUGUUGAGGAACUAUGACGACAGAAUCUAAUGAUUUGAAUCGAUCAGAAUCCGAGUCUGAUAUCAGUGCCGCCACCCAAGUUACUCCUACCAUUGCAGUUGACUUUUCUCUAGGAUGCAAAAGAGUGAGUGGUCCUACGAGAAGAUCAACUAAAGGAGGAUGGACUUCCGAAGAGGACGAACUUUUGACGAAUGCUGUGCAGAUGAACAAAGGGCAUACCAGCUGGAAAAAGAUUGUUGAGGGUGUUCCUGGAUUGAAAGACAAGAGAAGCGAAGUCCAGUGUCAGCACCGUUGGCUAAAGGUUCUUGAUCCGAACCUUUGCAAAGGACAUUGGACAAAAUAUAAUGAUAGGCCUCAAUGGUCGAAAAUUUCAAAGCAACUCCCUGGUCGCAUCGGCAAGCAAUGUCGUGAAAGGUGGCAUAAUCAUUUGAAUCCGACUAUUAAAAAAACUGCGUGGAUUAGAGAAGAGGAACUCAUUCUCGUUCAAUCACAAAGAGAACACGGCAAUAAGUGGGCAGAGAUUGCCAAGCUCUUGCCUGGAAGGACGGAGAACAAUAUUAAGAACCACUGGAAUUGCUCAGUUAAGAAGAGGCUGGAGCAGUUUCCUAGUAACCUCUCCCCUGGUGUCUUAUAUGGUUCUAGACCUUCUGGUUUUGAAUACAACUUUUUUAAUCACAAAACAUUACAAAUCGAGGAAGCUGCAGUGAAGAGUCCUCUAAGGGAUUCCUUGGAGUUAACAUUAGGACCCACGAGUUGGAGGAGCACUCCUAGCUCCACAAGCUCUCUUAGAGGAGAUGAAUCAAUCUCAUCAUCAGUAGAAUCUGACUGGUCAAGCCUCAAUGAAGUUUCAGAGAGUACUCAAGAAACUCCACAGAGCAGCAAAGAUAAUGAGUGCAUACAAGAAGUGAAGGAGAUCAAAAAGAGAUUGAGAAUGGCUGCGAGUACUUUCAACACACCCUCCAUUAUCUCCAAAAGAAGCUCACCAGCUUUGAAAUGGCACAGACAAAACGAGCUGAACACGCCGUUUCACAUAGAUGGUGGAAGUCACAUGUCAAGUGAGGAAGAACACUCGACUUCUCCUUUCUCCAAGUACAGACUUGCGAAACGCAACACUUGCUCUGGCUCAAAACCCUUGGAGAGGCGUUUAGAUUUUGACUUCAUGUGACCAGAAAUAUGUUGCUUUUUUUUUUUUUAUGUAA